UCCAUCUAACUAAAACCCUAGCGGAGUUUCGGGCUUGUCCGCUUGUCGCCUUGUGGCGGCCGGCGCGCGGCAGGCAGCAACUUCGCCUGCCCUAGAUCGAGCAGUGCAUCACCAGAAAGCAGUAGGGUUAGGGCAGCGGCACGGUGCUUCGCAAGUGCGGCUCUGCGGUUUGAGGAGGCCAGCAGCGCGUGCCCUGCUUGCCUGAUCCAUCACUUCCAUUCUUUACCAGUUCACUUCACGCACGGGCAUCAACAAAGGCACCGAUCGAGGGCCGGGGCAUGUCAUUCUGUGGAGUAUCCUUCGUUGGGGACAGCUGUCUGCCGCCCUCUACCUCUUCCACACCCCUCCUUGUCGGCGGGUUCCACCUGCUCGUGGUCAAUGGCUACUCGCGCACAAAGCAGGACACCCCCAACGGCAAGUGCAUACGCUCAAACUACUUCAAGCUCGGAGGCCAUCGCUGGAUCAUCGAGUACUACCCUAAUGGCUAUGAACAAGAGAACACCGACUACAUAUCCUUUUAUCUCGUUCUCGACGAGCACAACAUCGUCGAGCCUGUCGCGGCGCAGUAUGUGUUUAGCUUCAUUGGUCAGGUUCAGUCGCCAGAGUCAUCGCUGCUCGUCGGAGAAAGGGGAGCGCACUUUUUCUCCAGCACGGACGCCUAUAGUUUGGCCUGUGUGAUGAAGAGACAGAGCUUCGAGAAAUCCAAGCAUCUCAGGAACGACAGUUUCACUAUCAGGUGUGACCUCUCCAUGACUAAGAAUGUCAACAUCGGGGAAGCAGGCGCCGCCGUGUGGUUUGUUAACGUGCCUCCUCCUGACAUUCAGCAUCACCUCGGCAAUCUCCUCCUGUCACAGGAGGGCACCGACGUGACAUUUCAGGUCGGCGACGACAAGUUCAUGGCGCACCGGUGCGUGUUUGCGGCCCGCUCUGCUGUCUUCAAGGCCGAGCUCUUCGGCGCCAUGAAGGAGGGGGCAACAGACACCGUCGUGCACAUCGACGACAUGGACGCCAAGGUAUUCAGGCAGUUGCUCGGGUUCAUGUACACCGAUUUCGUGCCGGACUUUGAAGAGGAUGAGGAGGAAGAGUAUAUGUGGCAGGACCUGCUUGUGGCAGCGGAUAGAUAUGACGUCCCGAGGCUCCGACUGAUCUGUGAACGCAUGCUGUGCCCAUACAUCAACACGGAUACCGUGGCAACUAUGCUUGAGCUCGCUGACAAGCAUCACUGCAAUGGACUGAAGGAUGCAUGCUUGGAUUUCCUCAACUCCCCGGCAAAUCUGCAGGAAGUAACGGCGGCUGGUGGCCUCAAUGAUCUGACUAUCAGCUGUCCUGCUGUCCUUAUAGAGCUUAUCGCCAAGCUUACGUCGUCGCUUAAGCUUGAUAAAUGAUUAUAUACUGAUAGGUAUUAUUUGGUUUAUGAAAAAAAAA
Sorghum bicolor (sorghum) is the source of this 1425-nucleotide messenger RNA. Its product is annotated as BTB/POZ and MATH domain-containing protein 1. NCBI's taxonomy places the organism in Eukaryota, Viridiplantae, Streptophyta, Magnoliopsida, Poales, Poaceae. The transcript has 2 exons. Bases 279 to 1385 code for a protein of 368 amino acids. Gene Ontology annotation, molecular function: protein binding. The record is from RefSeq and is a predicted model, not a curated record. Gene Ontology annotation, biological process: protein ubiquitination.